AUGAGCUCCCGAUCGGGUCCGCGGAGCGUCAGUGACGCCACGCGCUUCACCUCCACGACUCCACAACCCAAGUCUAAAACUUCGGCGGCGGCCAAUGCUGGCCCCGUUGGCGAGACCCUCGAGCAGCGAGUUGCUCGGUUAAGAGCAGCGCAUUUGGCGGCAAGGAACGCGCCGAUCUCGAGGUAUGAUCGUAUCACGGAGGGCGGUAGGAAGGUGUUUGAUGUGAUGCACAAGGCGACGCUGGCCGGCCUUAUCGGAUUCACUGUGAUCGCCGGCGUGUUCAGCGUCUACGCCGUCAUGGACAUGCUCAAAUACAACCGCAAGCGCCGCGAAGACUUCAUGGAAGCCCAGAGGCGAAUCGAGCACGACGCCCUCGACUCCGCGCGCCUCGCCUUCCUCAACGGCAGCGCCACCGAGGAGCAGGCCCGCCUCGUCGAAGAAGCCAUCCGCGAGGCCGACCGGACGGGCCAGAGGCUGCCCCCGCUCCUCUCCGGACCCGCAGACCGGCGUCUCCCCGCCAAGGCCGAGGAGCUCCGAAACAAGGUCAGGGGCGCGUUCGAACAGGAAAAGGCGAAUCAGCGGAAUGGUGGGCCCCUGGAUCAACUAGGUCUGGAGACUGGCGCGGCAAAGCAGGGCUCCGGCAAGAGCUGGUGGAAGCCUUGGUGA
Messenger RNA from Parascedosporium putredinis, 666 nucleotides. The record is from the annotation of a GenBank genome assembly. Lineage: Eukaryota; Fungi; Ascomycota; Sordariomycetes; Microascales; Microascaceae.